Amphiprion ocellaris (clown anemonefish) is the source of this 1659-nucleotide messenger RNA. RefSeq names its product nerve growth factor a (beta polypeptide) (gene ngfa). The coding region runs from base 320 to 1210 and encodes 296 amino acids. Gene Ontology annotation, molecular function: nerve growth factor receptor binding; growth factor activity. Gene Ontology annotation, biological process: memory; regulation of neuron differentiation; negative regulation of neuron apoptotic process. The transcript has 3 exons. NCBI's taxonomy places the organism in Eukaryota, Metazoa, Chordata, Actinopteri, Pomacentridae. The record is from RefSeq and is a predicted model, not a curated record.
AUUUCCCAAAGAGUGUGGGAGGCAGACAGACAGAAGUGGAUUGCCCGAGACCUGGAUUCACAGUUUUAAAAGCAGGAGCGGGAUUUGGAGUGUGGGAUAAUUCUACCCCUUGCCUGGAGAGAGUGAGGUGGAAUAUAGCAGACUUUCUGUUGGAAGUUUUCACUCACUGGGGAGAGAGAAGGAGGAUUAUUACUAGAGUGAGCUGUAGUUCAGGGGGUCCAGAUGGCAGGCAUGAGGGACCCGGCCUGCACUGGAGUCUGGCUUUAGAGUCCACAGGGGCUCCCUCUUCAACUGGACACAUUCCACAGGACGUGUGCCCAUGAGGUCGUCACCACUGGUCCUGCUCCUCCUGAUCGGCGUCCAGGCUGUACUGAACAUGGGAGGUGGAUUGGCCCGGAGCGCCGGGGCAGCCAACCACAAAGUAGGACAGCAGACGGCAGCCAAUCACAGAGCAGGACAACAGCAGACAGCAGCCAGGGACCACCUUUCCGAGGACCAUAGUUCACAGCAGCAUCAUAGGACCAGCCACCACAGGACCAAGAGGCCCCAUCGGGCCGCUUCGCACACGCAGGAUAAGACCCCCGUCGUCGGACGUUCCACAUCAGAUUCCCCCCCUGACCCCUCCAUCCCGGUGGUGGACCCCAAGCUCUUCUCCAAGAGGCGCUACCGCUCCUCGCCCCGCGUUGUCUUCAGCGAGGAGCCCCCAUCACACGACGCCCUGGAAGGCGAGGGCUAUGACAUUGAAGGGGUGAGAGGGGUGAGGGUGAGGCGCAAAGCAGGAUCACACACCAUGCACCGAGGGGAGUACUCAGUGUGUGAAAGCAUAAACACCUGGGUGGGCAACCUGACACGAGCCACAGACAUACGUGGGAAUGAGGUGACGGUGCUGCCCAAUGUUACAAUCAACAACGUGGUGAAGAAACAGUUCUUCUAUGAGACCACCUGUCGGUCCCCCACGCACAGGGGCCCCGGGACCGCGAACGGGGGACGACCCGGGGGACGAGGUGGCAAACAAGGUUCCAAAUCGGGCAACUCGGGCUGUCUUGGCAUCGACAGUCGCCACUGGAACUCCUACUGCACCAACACACACAUAUUCGUAAGUGCCCUGACCAUCGAUAGAGGACAUACAGCGUGGCGUUUCAUCCGCAUCAACGCCGCGUGUGUGUGUGUUCUCAGCCGGAAGUCUUGGGGAGGAAGACUGGGCCGCUGACUGAGGAGGACAUCUCCUGACCGCUGAACUAUGAACCAAGCACACACUUCUCCUUAACAGCCACUGCAGCUUUAUUGCCAAUACUGUAAUCCUGUCCCCUCAACUUCCAAACAUACACCCGUACUGAACAUUUGCAUUCGAUUCUCACACACUUAGACAUGCAUGCACGCACACACUCACACACACACACACACAGCUGCGUCUAUCCAACCCCUCGGCCCCCUGACCCUACCUCAGUCAGAGAAGUCCUGGUUGUUUUAAAUUAUGAGGACUGCAUGUCAUAUUUAUGGUUUAUACAGUCAAAUAUGAAAAUAUAUACGGUAUGUGUAUAUAUACAUAUAUAUGUAUAUAUAUAUGUGUGUAUACAUGUAUAUAUAUGUAUAUGUAUGUAUAUAUAUAUAGUUGUUGUGUUGUUCAUGCUGUUAUUUAUUAAACACCUCAGUACUUGC